This is a messenger RNA of Fonsecaea nubica, 1518 nucleotides long. RefSeq lists its product as hypothetical. The coding region runs from base 1 to 1518 and encodes 505 amino acids. NCBI's taxonomy places the organism in Eukaryota, Fungi, Ascomycota, Eurotiomycetes, Chaetothyriales, Herpotrichiellaceae. Gene Ontology annotation, biological process: transmembrane transport. Gene Ontology annotation, molecular function: transmembrane transporter activity. The record is from RefSeq and is a predicted model, not a curated record. The transcript has 6 exons. Gene Ontology annotation, cellular component: membrane.
AUGGCUGAGACAAGUAACCAUGGUCUUUUGCAGGACCUAGGCACAGUCGAACCUAAGCUUGCGACCGCCACCGAAAAGACCGUCGUCGACGAGUGCAAGAGCGUCGAUACGCCAGGAACUUCGACCUUCUAUAUCGAUCCUGUCAAGGAGAGGAAGCUGAUGAGGAAAUUCGAUUUCUACGCUAUUGGUCUACUGGGACUUUUCUACAUGGCCGCCAAUCUCGAUCGGAGUAACAUUGGGAAUGCCAAAGUCGCCGGCAUGGACGUUGACAUCGGCCUCGCUGGUAACCAAUUUGGUACCGCGACAACACUCCUCUUUGCCACCUACGUACCCUUUGAGACCCCAGUCGCUGUCCUAUUGAAGAUUGUCGGUGCGAAACCGCUCCUCUCUGUGUGUGCCUUCUCUUGGGGUAUCGCAUGUCUUGGAAUGGGCUUCAUUCAAGACUACAAGGGCUUGUAUGCCUGUCGGCUGUUGAUUGGUGCCUUUGAAGCUGGAUUGAUCCCGUGCAUUAAUGUCUAUCUGGGACUCGUCUACAAGAAAGAGGAGCGGGCAAAGCGAUCAGCCGUCAUUUUCGCAUUUUCAGCAUGCUCGAGCGCCUUUGGUGGCAUUCUGGCAUAUGGGCUCUGCCAACUGCGUGGCCCAGGCGAUUUUGAGGGCUGGCGGUGGCUGUUUGUCGUCGAGGGGCUGAUCACCGUCGUCCUGGUACCGGCCUUUUGGUUCCUGUUCCCUACCUCGCCGGUUGAUGCUUGGUUCCUCAGUCACGAGGAGAAGCAGAUUAUGAGGGCUCGAUACGACAAUGAUCCUCACUGGGGUUACGAUGAAAAAUUCAGCUGGACCGAAGUCAUCAAGGUGGUCAAAGACCCGAAGUGGUACUGCUUCUGGAUCUACCAAUUUUCUAUCAACAUCUCCCUGUAUUCCUUCACCACAUUUCUUCCCUCGAUCAUCAGUGGCUUGGGGUACCGCGGUGUCAAAGCCAACUUGAUGACUGUGCCAAUCUAUUUUUGGGGCAUGUGUUGGUGUCUGUUCAUUGCUUGGGCAUCCGAUAGAUCUGGUUAUCGUGGACCGUUCAUCGCCUUUCAUCUCCUGGUUCUCAUCAUCGGGUACUCGAUCUUGGUGUCGGUCAAGUCUCUCGGUGUUCGAUAUUUUGGCUGCUUCGUUGUUGCAACCGCCAUCUACGCAAACACCGGUACUUCCCUGAUGUGGCUGAAUGACAAUGUGGCAAGGCAUUUCAAACGAGCGACCAUGUUAGGUGCUACAACUACCCUCGCCAACACGGCGGGUGUUGCUGUUGGUCAGAUUUUCACCAGUGACUCGGCACCUCGAUAUCUCCGCGGCAUGUAUGUCGCCAUGGGGAUGGCGGGAGUGGCGUUCCUGGCAAUUGUGAGUAUGAUGAUUGGGAUCAAGGUGGUCAACAAGGGCCGUAGAGAGCAACUAUCGCGCGCAGAGGAGGCUGGAAAUCCCAUCCCACCUCAGCCGGAGUUGGGUGACUCCGAUCCACAUUUUAUAUACAAGUGGUAA